This is a messenger RNA of Symbiodinium natans, 2883 nucleotides long. NCBI's taxonomy places the organism in Eukaryota, Dinophyceae, Suessiales, Symbiodiniaceae. The record is from the annotation of a GenBank genome assembly.
AUGACUGACCCAGCUUCUGAUGGCUGGCCCGCGGGCAAGGUCUUCGAAGCUGCGCCACAAGGCUUCACUUACGAUGACUUGAUAUUCAUGCCGCAACCAUCCACUUUCGACGCCUCCGAAGUCGACUUGUCUGGCUGCAUCACAAAGAACAUCAGGCCGAUAAUUGGCAGCCCGUCGGAUACGGUGACCGAUGCGAACAUGGCCAUUGCUUUGGCGCUUUCAGGGGCCAUGGGCAUCAUCCAUGCCAAUCAGGUUUCCAUGGUGCAGGCGGUGAAAAGAUUUGUCAGUGGAUUUGUACUGGAGCCUGUGGUCAUGCGUCCGACCCAAAGUCUGGCGGAUCUAGACAAGCUGAAAGCAGCAACUGGAAUUUCUACGGUACCAAUAACAGACACUGGUGGACUGGGUGGGGAGCUUCUUGGCAUUGUAACCGCACGAGAUGCAGAUCUGUGUGCAGAUCGGCGCGAGUAUUUGUCAAGAGUGAUGACCGAAAAGGUUGUGACAGCAAGAGAGCCGCUGUCGUUCGAAGAUGCCCUCGACACAUUAAAGCGAGCGAAGGUUGGAAAGCUACUCAUCCUCAACUCUGAAGAUCAGCUUGUGUCAAUGGUUACCCGCAGUGAUUUGAAAAAGGUCAGAGACUUUCCAGAUAUGUCGCGAGACUUGAGCGGCAAGCUUCUGGUUGGCGCCGCAGUGCCAGCGUUGCCCGAUGGCUCCCAGGAUUGGCCUCGGGCGAGCGCCUUAGCAGAGGCUGGUGCAAAUGUGCUCUACCUCUUCGGCGAUGGCGUGGAUGAGCAGCUUUCACUGAUUAAGCGGCUGAAGGUGGAUUAUCCUUCUGUGGACAUCCUUGCUGGACCAGCCACGUCAGUGCGAGAAGCCCGAAGAUUAGUGGAGGCAGGAGCCGAUGGCAUCGUGGCAGGCUCUGGCAACGAUGCAGGAGCCGACCCCGUGGCGGCGCCUAUAGCGGUGGCAGUUGGCCGAGGUGAAGCAACCAUGGUGUAUGAGGUCGCCUACUACGUGACACGCAACUACAAGCUCCCAGUUGCUGCUGCUGGUGCACGCAGCGCUUCGCAGGCUCUGGUAGCCAUGGGUCUUGGUGCCUCUGCAGUAAUGCUCAGAGAGCCGUUGGCGGGCACAGACGAAGCUACCCCACCUUUUGCAGACUGGGCAGGCAUCGAUGCCUCUGCAUCAUGCAAACAGCUUGGUACAGAGCUGCGCAUCGAGGUAUGCCUCAAGUCGCGCGUGGGAACGCGAGGUGGGGCGACAGCUUGUGCAGUAUCGGGUUGGGUGUUGGCUCCCAUGGGCUUGUACACGUUUGAGCUGAAGCGUCAAGGAAGCUUUCAGAUGGAUGUCCUACUGUCAGAGAGCUUUGGCCGCAAGAAGUUUUCUUGGCCACCACUGCAAGGAACUCAGACCUGUAAACAGGCAUUCCUGCUCUACUUCCUGUCCGGCCUGCGCAACGGGUUCAAAGACAUUGGUUUCCGCGAUCUGCAAGAACUCCAUGAUGGCCUAGAAAAGGAGAUCCUGCGCAUGGCGCUUUGCCUUAGCAUUGGUGGUAGCUCUGCCAUGCUGCAUGCCUCACCAGCUGGAACGAGUGCAGGCUCCCUUACAGCCUCCAGCUUCAAGAAGCUUGCUCUCAAGCUGCGACCUAGCUCUUUCAGCAACUUGUUUGUGUCGACGCCUGAUGUGAUGUGUUCCUGUCACUGGGGCGAGGAAGUUCACGUGCAGCAGUAUCCCGAGAAUCGUCCGAGUGAAACAGCUUGCCGAGUUGUGAUGGACGGCGAAUUUUUGGACCAAGGGGGCGGGUGGGUGGGGCCCAGGAACCCGGGGGAUCACAUCUCGGAGGCCGAGGCCCGCAACAGCGCUACGGCCUUGCAUGUGUGCGGACGCCUGUCGCUCGUUGAGAAAGCGAUGUUGGCUCAAAGCUUCCGGCUGCGAGUGCGGGAGGGCAGCAACAUGGCCGGCUUUGAUUCGGAGAAGCUCCAGGAGGAGCAUGCGAGACACCUCAUGGAGCAGGGCUGGUUUAUUCUCGACGAUUUCCUACACGAAGGGAUGGCAAUCUCUUUGCGGCAAGAGGCAAUGCAAGCUGCAGGAACGGGAAAGCUUCUUCCACAUCGUUUCCAAUUCGGCACCGGUACUUUCACAAAGCCUCAUAUUUACGAAGCUGACCUCCACAGCGAGUCGCUUCAAGAGGAGCUGCCGGGAUUUGCGGAAGUACUCUUUGAUGAUUCCUUGUGUGCGCGACUCAAUCAGCUUAUGCCAGAUCUCCGGUUAGAGAGUGGACCCACGGCCAAAACAGUGAAGCUGCAACGGAACGUUGGCCAGGGAGGAUGCUUCCCAUGUCAUUACGACAAUGGAGGCCCACCGAGCCGUAGGAGCAUUACUUGCCUGGUAUACCUCAACCCUCAGUGGAAAGAGGGUGAUGGCGGAGAGUUGGUUUUGAUGCCUUUCCUGAUGCCGCAAGUCGUCAUUGCACCACUCAUGAGGCGUGCCGUGUUCUUUCGGAGUGAUACGGUGCUGCACGCGGUUCGGCCGGCAACAGCUGACAGACUGUGCUUCACAAUCUGGUUCGAUGGCGCAUCAACGAAUCGUGAUUGCGAUUGCAACUUGACGACAAGGCUGCUGAGGGCGGAGGUAGAAGCCGCGAGCGUUCUGAAGCAGAGCCCUGUUCAGCGAGCAGUUUCACGUGCUGUCUAUGCUCAGGAGUACGAAGAUUCACUGGUUGCGUGCAUGUCCGACACGCCUGGCCAGGAAGAAAUGCUGCAGGCGCACAGGCAGCACGUGGACCAACAAAUGAAGCACCCGCAGUUGGGACCAUUUCUCGUUUUUCUGCGAGAGUUGAAGCCAACUAAGAUGGUAGAAUGGGACUCUCCGGCCUCGGGCGCGCAG